GUUAAUCGCCGGUGUAACCUUCUCGCUGGUUACCCAAACACAUUUCUCGUCCUGAAGAUUCAAAAGUGGUAGAUUUUCCAUCCUGAGGGAAUCACACCGUCGUUAUUUUUCUCAUGGUGUUUUUACGAUUAAAUAACUAUUUUUGAUUAUUAUAGUGUCAGUUUUUAAAUAUUCUGUAUCGGAGGCCCUUUAUAAGGAUUUUAAUAUUACAAAAUGGCAGAACCUGAUUUCUCUGAUUUGGUUUUUGAGGCUGAGCAACUCGCUACCGAAUUAGAAGGGGCUGAUGAAUUUCCAAAAAUUGAACGAUCCCUUAAACAAGUCUUAGAGGCCUCUCAGACAUUGUGGUCUCGCGUGAGUGCCACGGGGGCUCAAGACAUCCAAGCGAAUCUGCUUCUUGGGACAAAAGGCCUUGAUUUGCCCCAGGUCACGCAGAAACUUGAAACACUGAGUACAAGAAGGACGUUUGAACCCCUUGAGCCUGUCCCAACUACAGACAUACAAAAUUAUUUGAAGAAUGAGUCAGAAAACGCCAUUUUACAGUUGAUAGAAUCGACACAUUUUUCAACUUUUAAUUACAUCAGCAGGUUACACGCUUCAAAAAUCUCGGAUGAGUGGAACCAGCACAAAAACAACUUGAUGAAUUCACUUCUAGGUUAUUCAAAAGAAAUAAUAGAUAUACCAAUGAGAAAAGAACGCACUGUCAUCAAUGAGAGUCUUUUCGGACUCCAGAGUUCGCUCGACCAGACUGAAAUGGCUUAUGCAAAAUGCCUGAUGGACUACAAUAAUGCCCAGCUGCAAGGCCUCCCGAAAGUCAACUUGCUCGAAUCAUUUCAGAAAGCGGCUUCCGUUCAAGACAACCCUAAAUUGAACGAGAUGUGGAAAAUGUUGAGUUUUAUGACUCAACUCCCACCACAAGGAAAGGGUGACCCACUAGUAGCAAGGGCACAGCCUCAAGUACAGGAAUGCAUGGUUGAACAGGCACUAAACUACCUCGAGCAAAGGUAUAAAGAGUACAUGAACAUGGUCGUUAGUGGCAAUAUGGGAACUGCAAAGAGAGGCGGUGUCCCUGGAACUUAUCCACUUGUCAGAGGAUUUUUAAGCGUUAAAAAUAUAGGCAGUGAACUAGGUCUAGAAGAGACUUACAUUGACGGAUUGCCACUCUGGCCUUUGGUCUAUUACUGCCUUCGUUGUGGUGAUAUCGGUGCUGCCUUUCAGUGCGUGCAGCAGGCCGGCCCUUCAAAGAAAGACAUGGUGAUGGUACUGCUAGAUUUAAAGGACAGCCCGCAACGAAGGUUGAGCACUCAAGCCGAAAUGGAAGUGCGGUGCAACUACAGGAGAGUCGUACGAUCCAGCACAGACCCUUAUAAAAGGGCUGUUUAUUGUCUGCUGGGAGCGUGCGAUGUCAACGAUGAUCACAAAUCCCUAGUGAAAACGGCAGAUGAUUAUCUGUGGAUGAAACUUUGGCAGUUGAGAGAAGAAGAACCUGAGCCAGUACCAGAUCGUCUAUAUUAUUCUCUUCUACAAACUUUAGUCCUUGAGGAAUAUGGUGAGCAAUAUUAUAAAGCUGGUGAACAGCCGCAUUUGUUUUUUCAAAUGUUGGUUCUCACUGGUCAGUGGGAAUCUGCAAUUGACUUUCUGAUUCGUGUCGACAAAUACAGGGCCCAUGCUGUCCACAUGGCUAUUGCAAUUCAUGAGCUCAAUUUACUUGCUUUGCCAGCUAGCAUGAAUUCACCAUUACUUGUUAUUGAUGAAUCGGACAAAGUGCCUAUGAGGCGAUUGAAUCUUCUAAGACUGAUACUGCUUUACACUCGUAAAUUUGAGUCAAGUGACCCGAAAGAGACACUCCAUUAUUACUACACCCUUAGGAAUUUCCCAGGAUUAGAUGACGACAGAGAUGCAUUUUCAUCCUGCGUUAUAAAUCUUGUAAUUGAAACAAAAGAAUAUAAAACAAUACUGGGUUAUCUUGAAGUAGACGGUACAAGACAUUCUGGCCUUUUGGACAAAUUUGAAACUGGGCAUAUCAAUGUGAGAACAAUAAUUGAAAGUGUGGCUAGCACGGCGGAGUCUCGAGGUCUAAUAGAAGAUGCAAUCAGUCUUUAUGAUCUUUCAGAGAACCAUGAGAAAGUAUUGAGCUUGCUCAAUUCGAUGUUGAGUCAAGUUCUUUCUAGCCCUUCAAGCGAUAAGACCUCGCAGAGAGCAAGGCUGGUGCAGAUGGCAGAGAAAAUUGAAGCCCGUUACAGAAACCUGACUGUCAAGUGUAAGGCCUCGACACUCACCACUUUCAUCAUCCUCCAUCAGCUCAUCCAGUUCUUCGACAUGUAUCGCUUCAAAGAAUACAACAAAGCCCUUGAUAUAAUUCAUGCUUGCAAAAUCAUUCCUACAAGCGAAGAUGAGAUGGAAGACAGAAUUAAUAAUUUCAGAGUACUGGAGGACUCCAUCUCAAGAAACAUUUCUGACAUCCUUCUAGCAACUAUGCACAUCUACCAUUGGCAGUAUCAACAAACUAUAGGAGAGCUAAAGAAAGGCACUGGACCUAAGCUCGAGGACAUAAACCAAUCAAAGCAAUUGAACUUUAUAAGAGAAAAGGCAAGGCUGUUGACAAGUUUUGCCGGUACGAUUCCAUACAGGAUGCCAGGAGAUACCAACUCUCGGCUUGUGCAACUCGAAAUUCGAAUGAAUUGAU
Messenger RNA from Cimex lectularius (bed bug), 2683 nucleotides. Its product is annotated as nuclear pore complex protein Nup93-like. The record is from RefSeq and is a predicted model, not a curated record. The coding region runs from base 214 to 2682 and encodes 822 amino acids. Gene Ontology annotation, cellular component: nuclear pore. NCBI's taxonomy places the organism in Eukaryota, Metazoa, Arthropoda, Insecta, Hemiptera, Cimicidae. Gene Ontology annotation, molecular function: structural constituent of nuclear pore. Gene Ontology annotation, biological process: protein import into nucleus; poly(A)+ mRNA export from nucleus. The transcript has 18 exons.